Messenger RNA from Eublepharis macularius, 3167 nucleotides. RefSeq names its product C-type lectin domain family 2 member B-like. The coding region runs from base 408 to 1112 and encodes 234 amino acids. The record is from RefSeq and is a predicted model, not a curated record. NCBI's taxonomy places the organism in Eukaryota, Metazoa, Chordata, Lepidosauria, Squamata, Eublepharidae. The transcript is spliced from 7 exons.
GAACUUUUCUUCAGUUGCUCACACGAGACUGCCUAAACGUCUUUUCUUUUCUUCACUACGGAGAGGUGCAGCCAGAGCUUGGGCUUGUUCAAGGAAAGUGUCCUGGUGAACUCUGGGGAGAGGGAAAUAAUUGUGCCGCUGUCAGAGAAUAGUCAGUUGGGCGUUUAUUUGGGUUCUAGUGCAGAAUGAAGGAGCUCCGUACAGGGAAGUGUGUGAGAGCAACUGCCCUCGGAUGCUGGUUCUGAGUCCUUACCAACGGUUUGCCUUGGCCCAACUGAACCUGUAUUGGGUACAGAUAAGGAGGAAAGUCUUUUCACUCAGCUCUGUGUGGAAUGCCUGAAUAAAUCGCAUUCACAACUUCAGCAUCAUGACAGAAGAAACAACCUGUUCUGCUUAAGUUUACAGCUAUGGACAGCCAUGAGAACGAAGAGACGUUUCCCACAGACAGUAAGUCUGAAAGUGUCUGCCUGCAAGAGAAGUCAGAUGAUGAGAAGGAGCCUCUUAAAAGAACAGAGCAAAGCACCACUUCUUCGCUUUGUAGGAAGAAAACAAUUAGAAUGUUUAUUAUCAUUGCUAUACUGAUUGGCCUCCACAUCUUUGUUGUUGUUAUGUGGUUUUCAGUUCACAAAAAAUCAGCAGCUGGCCCGUCACCACCUAGCCAAUGCUUUUUAUAUAUCAUUUCAUGCCCUAAAAGCUGGGUUGGGUAUGAAGGAAGGUGCUACUAUUUUUCCGACGUUGAAGGGACCUGGGACUUCGCCCAAAGGCAGUGCUCUUCCUACAAUGCUUCACUAUCUUCAAUAGACACUCCGGAAGAAAUGGAUUUUCUAAUGCGUUAUAAGAUUUCGGCCGAUCACUGGUUUGGCCUCCGGAGACAGACGGUAGGAGAGUCAUGGAAAUGGACAAACGAUUCCAUCUUCAAUAACUGGUUUACAAUUAGAGCAAAAGGCUUUUGUGCUUACCUGGAUGACGAAGGAGCCAGUUCAACACGAUGCGACACAGAACGGAACUGGAUAUGCACCAAACCACUUCACAGUGUUGGCAUGGAGAAGCCUCCGGGUCCUCCCACCGACAUUUCAUCAUUUGAAAACUGCACGGUGUUUACCAAUUUAUGAAGAGGAACUUCUUGGUGCCAGAGAGCCAGCAGGAGGCAGAUAAAGACAUGGUUACACACUUGCUCCUCCUUCAGCUGGACUUUCCCCCAUCACAGUGGCCAUUAAAAGCAACUCCUCUGAGAUACAGAGCCAGGGAGAGAGGCAUGGACUUUACUCUGCCCCUUGGGUGUCUGUGCUAAGUGCUCCCUCAGUGGGGCUAAUUCUGCUCUCCUCCAUUUUAUCCUGUUUAAGUAGGUUAGGUUGAGAGGAUGUGAUUGGCCCAAGAGUCACCCAGCAAGCUUCCAUGGCAGAGAGGAUUAGAACCUGGUUCUCCCAGCUCCUAGUCUGGCACUCUAACCACUACUCCACAGCCACCUUCUCAGAUGUGUGAAGGGAUAGCUAUAAUGGGAAGUUACACAUGAGAACAGGGAGAGAUGUGGACCUCGUCUUAUCAUCACCUCUCACACAGACAGGGACAGAGUUGUUUAACACCCCAGACUUUACUGAACAGCAAAUCACAGAGAGUUUUGAUUAGUUGGGUUCCCAAAUCAUGGAGAGUUUGGAACAAUUUGGUUCCUAAAUCCCUCUGCAUAGUAUAGCACUUGUGUCUUUGCAAGCUGCUCCCAGGAACUGUGGACAGGCAAGGCUGUCCCUUGCUUUGCAGGCAUCAGGUGAUCUUGCCGGUCAGAAAUCUGCCUGAGGCAGGAUGUUCCAGGAGCCUGGAUGCAACUGGUAACUGAGCAAAGCGGGACUACACUAGUCACACUCCCAUCCCUGGUCUCUCUGUACAGACGCUAAAUGGAAACAUGUGCAGCAGUGCCAAACAGCACAGACAUCGUGCCAGGCACAGCCAUGCCUGUAUCCCCAUUAGGGUUUUCAAUCCCACCCCCAUGGGUGGGGGACUACAUUUUCCAGGAAACCCUGCUGAGGCAGAUGUGGUGGCCAUCCAAAUGACACCAAUUCUGUCAAGAAAUUCAGUGUAAUUGUGACUGCUCCAUCAACUGCUGCUGCUAAUGCAUCGAGCUCUGAUCCUGCAAACCAAUGGCUCCUAUGUUGGUUUAACCAGCUGAUCCACAGAGCACAAUGGGGGAGCUGCGAGGUACCCCAAACCACCUAGGGAAAGGGGGAUCCCUAGCAAAGGAGUGUGCUAACAGUCCAGUAUUGGGAAGCCUUCUUCCCAUCAUGGUUGCACUUCCAUGAGAAAAUUUCAAAAAUUUAUAAAAUUCUCUUGAAGUGGUAUACAGAGGAUGAAACUGUUAAAGUCCAGAUGGUGAAGUGGGCUAUAAACUGUCAAAGAGACAUAACAAUGGAGGCAUGGGAGUUUUUGUGGAAAAAUACAUUGAAGAUUUCAACUUGUACCAGUAUUAAGGAAAAUGUCUUUAAGAUGAUAUAUAGGUGGUAUUUGACGCCAAAAAGAAAUAGCUUACGGAAAUGCUAAGAUGUCUGAUAAGUGUUGGAAAUGUAAAAGCCAUGAAGGAUCAUUGUAUCAUAUGUGGUGGACUUGUGAGGUGGCUAGGCAGUACUGGGGAGAUAUUUCAGAAACGAUAAAUGAGAUUUUGCAGAUUUCAAUAAUAAAGAACCCAGAACUCCUGCUACUGAACUUAAAUAUGGAAGAUGUUCUUACACAACACAGAACACUGUUAUUCUAUAUGACAACAGCAGCAAGAAUACUAUAUGCGCAGAAAUGGAAAGUGCAAGAAAUACCAUCUAUUGGAGAGUGGAUACAAAAAUUGCUGUACAUGGCAGAAAUGGAUAAAAUGACAAGAAAGCUGAGAGACCAGAAUUCUGAAGAAUGUUUCAAUUACUGGGGGAGAUUGAAGGAGUAUUUGGAGAAAAAGUGGGACGUGAAGGGGAAAUUAUGGCAAUUUGAAAGUUACUAAUUGGGGGAAUUAUCAGAGAUAAUUUACCAUUUAUAGUGAAGUGUUAAUUAUUAAGUUUAAGUUUUGAAUAGACUGGUUUUUAAUGGAUAUUAUUUAGUUUAUUAAGGAAAUAGGGGAUAGUAAUAUGUAAAGGGAAUAGGUGAGUAAGUAACAGAAUAAGAUAUGGGUUGGAAAGCUGUUGGAAGUCCGAGAAAAA